Aspergillus caelatus is the source of this 2665-nucleotide messenger RNA. Its product is annotated as transient receptor potential ion channel family protein. Lineage: Eukaryota; Fungi; Ascomycota; Eurotiomycetes; Eurotiales; Aspergillaceae. The coding region runs from base 428 to 2641 and encodes 737 amino acids. The record is from RefSeq and is a predicted model, not a curated record. Gene Ontology annotation, biological process: fungal-type cell wall biogenesis; transmembrane transport. The transcript has 2 exons.
UAACUCCUUCCAUUCUUUAUCAAUCGCUACUUUGGUGCCUUCUUUUUCUCAAUUAUUUUUUGUUUUCCCACCCUCGUCCCUCUCUUGUGCUUUUAAUGAACAGUCGCUGUGGUCAUCAAUUUACCGCCCAGUGAUUCUUCAAUGACGUGAAGUUGUAACCAAUAUAGGAAGCUAUUUUACAAUAAUUUUUACUUUCCGCCAUCUUGGAUACCUCCUUCCUCACUCUCGCUUAUAAACGACUUGGCACAAGAUUACGACCCAGUGUACCGUGAGACUUCCGCAUCCGGCCGGUCCCAAGCUGGUGCUCUGGAGUACCACCUUCUAUUCGAUCUCGCUUCUGGUGUCUUCCCAUUCCCUCGCUCAUAAAAAUUAAAAUUCACAUUCGCUAUCUACCGGAGGAGUUGAAGCCGGUAUUCAUAUCACGAAAAUGCAGUUCAAGGCGCUUCUGUCCGCUCUGCUGCUCGCCUUCUUGAGCGCACCACUAGUAACCGCGACUAAGCUGAUCGAAUCUAAUGCGCUUAACCUGUGCCAAGACAGUUCGAACUUCACAGCAACCCUUUUCAAAGUCACGUUCACACCGAACAACAGGUCGUUGGUCUUCAGUUUCGAUGGAGUCGCUGCAAUCUCGGGUAAAGUCAAGGCGGAAAUCGUCCUUGAUGCGUAUGGCUACACGGCGCUUAAAAAGGAACUUGACCCCUGUGAGAUGAACAUUGGGGGUCUAUGCCCUAUGAGUGCCGGGCCUAUCGAUGUCCCGAAGGCAUCGAUCGAUGUUCCGCAAGAUGUAGUGAACAGUAUCCCAGGCAUUGCAUACACAGUUCCCGAUCUUGAUGCUUCCGUCCGUAUUUAUAUCAACUCCACCGAUACUGGCGAAAGCAUCGCGUGUGUUGAGGCUUCUUUAUCAAAUGGCAAGACAGUUUACCAAAAAGGGGUCGGCUGGUCAACAGCUAUAAUCUCCGGGUUAGGUUUAGCUGCUUCUGCUAUUACUUCUGGCUUAGGACAUUCAAACACCGCCGCGCAUGUGGCGGCUAAUGCACUCUCACUUUUCAGCUUUAUGCAAUCCCAGGCGAUGAUCGGUAUGACAUCUGUUCAUAUGCCCCCGAUUGUUGAGGCAUGGACCCAAAACUUCCAGUGGAGUAUGGGUAUCAUCCAUAUUGGAUUCCUGGAAACUAUAUGUACCUGGUAUCAAAGAUCGACCGGAGGAACACCUUCAACGACCCUUUCCGAGCUUUCGACAACGUCUGUGCAAGUGCUCAAAAAGCGAACGCUCGACGAAGCCACGGGUUUAGUCAAGAAAGCAUCAGACAUAUUAAAGCGUUCCGGUGCUGAAUCCGAGACAGCCAACACAUCGAAUCUUGUUGUUCGCGGUAUUAAGCGAGUUGGGUUCAAGGCCGGGAUUGAGGCGACUAAUAUUUUCUUGACUGGUCUUAUCUUCUUCGUUUUCUUUGUGGCUGUGGUGAUGAUCCUCGUCUCACUUUUCAAGGCCGGCUGUGAGGUCCUUGCUAAGAACGGCAAGAUGAAGACCGAUAAGUUCCAGGAUUUCCGUAACGGUUGGAAGAUUGUCGCCCGCGGUAUUUUGUUCCGACUUACUUUAAUCGGUUUCCCUCAGAUGACUGUCCUCUGUUUGUGGGAAUUUACCCAGCAUGACUCUGCAGCUGAAGUUGUGUUAGCUGUGAUCAUGUUCUUUUCUAUUCUCGCCGCUCUGGGAUGGGCUGCCUUCAAGGUCAUCCUUUUGGCAAAACGUUCCAUCACCAUGCAUAAAAAUCCUGCAUACAUCCUCUACUCUGACCCUACAUGUCUGAACAAAUGGGGAUUCUUGUAUGUGCAAUACCGGGCGACUGCAUACUACUUUGUCAUUCCAGUUCUGGGCUACAUCCUUGUUAAAGGCAUGUUUAUUGGUCUGAGUCAAGAAGCACCGGUUGUGAUGACUGUUGCCUUGGUUAUUCUUGAGGCCGGUAUGUUGAUUGCCGUCAGUGUUCUGCGGCCAUGGAUGGACAAGAAGACCAACAUCUAUAAUAUCUCCAUCGCUGCCGUGAACUUCCUCAACGUCAUUUUCCUUCUCUUCUUCUCCGAAGUUUUCAACCAACCUGGCCUGGUAACAGGUGUCAUGGGCGUUGUCUUCUUCGUGAUCAAUGCCGUAUUCGCUCUGAUUCUCUUGCUCCUGGUGCUAAUCGCUUCUAUCUAUGCAAUUGUCUCGAAGAACCCGGAUAUGCGGUACCAGCCUAUGAGGGACGACCGUGGCUCUUUCAUCAAGUCUCAGGGCCAGCUAACGACUGAGUUGGAUGCCCUGGGUGCCGCUGCUCGUGGCGAUGUCAAGACUGGAUCCUACAAGUCUAGUCCAUUUGAAGAUGACAACGGUUCCUUCUCCAGCGGCAACGGAGCCAGUAUCAACCGUCAAAACCUCGAUGUGCACGGCCAUGAUCAACCGCCCAAUACUCGUCAAGCCCCUGUUUCUCCAGUUGAUCCUUCCUUGCCACUAUUCCCCAGCGACGCUUCAGGACGACAAGAGCCUCCCAGCUACAACGCGCGCUCACCGUCACCGGUGCCGCGGGGUUACACUGCUUCCCCGCUCAACAACCCCAACGCUUAUAGGGCACAGAACAACCCCAGUCCAUGGCAAAGAGGAGCUGGAUAUGAUCACUAAAGGAAUACAAUGAAUGUUUUAUCG